Molecule: messenger RNA, 4156 nt
Organism: Grus americana (Whooping crane)
Lineage: Eukaryota; Metazoa; Chordata; Aves; Gruiformes; Gruidae
Gene: UPF3A
Product: UPF3A regulator of nonsense mediated mRNA decay
Exons: 10
Coding region: 38-1525 (495 amino acids)
Biological process (GO): positive regulation of translation; nuclear-transcribed mRNA catabolic process, nonsense-mediated decay
Cellular component (GO): nucleolus; cytoplasm
Molecular function (GO): telomeric repeat DNA binding
Source: RefSeq, a predicted model, not a curated record
AGGUUUCCGCUUCGCUGCGGGCAGCGGUGGCGGCUCCAUGCGGUCGGAGCGGGAGGCCGGGUCGGGGCUGAUGCGGGGCGGCGGCCGCGAGAAGUGGCCCAUGGACAUCCCGCUGCGGCGGGAAUCGCCGCGCCGCGAUCCGGACUCUUCGCUAAACCCGCCGCCGCCACCACCUUCCCCGCCUUCUCCGCUGCCGCCGCCGCUUCACCCGGCGCCGGGUAAACAGCGAGAUGAGAAAAAAACGGCUCUGAGCAAAGUAGUUAUUCGACGGCUUCCUCCUUGUCUAACUAAGGAGCAACUGGAGGAACAGCUACAUCCUCUACCUGCCCAUGAUUAUUUUGAGUUUUGCACUGCUGAUCCCAGCCUUUAUCCUCAUCUCUACUCAAGAGCAUAUAUUAACUUUAGAAAUCCUGAGGACAUCCUUCUUUUUAGAGAUCGCUUUGAUGGCUAUGUCUUCAUUGAUAAUAAAGGUUUGGAGUAUCCUGCAGUGGUUGAAUUUGCUCCAUUCCAGAAGAUUUCAAAAAAGAAACUGAAGAAGAAAGACGCCAAAGCCGGGAGCAUUGAAGACGAUCCAGAAUAUAGGAAAUUUUUAGAGAGUUAUUGUGCUGAUGAAGAGAAAAUCUGUGCCAGUCCUGAGAUUCUUUUGGGAGAGAUUGAGGCCAAAACAAGGGAACUCAUUGCUAGAAGAACAACACCCCUUUUGGAAUAUAUUAAAAAUAGAAAAUUAGAAAAGCAGAGAAUACGAGAAGAGAAAAGAGAGGAACGAAGGCGGAGAGAAUUGGAGAAGAAGCGUCUACGGGAGGAAGAGAAAAGGAAGCGCAGAGAAGAAGAAAGACGUAAAAGAAAAGAAGUGGAGAAGCAAAAGAAGAUUUCUGAAAAAGAAAUAAGAAUCAAGCUUCUUAAGAAGCCUGAAAAAGGAGAUGAGCUGGCCAGUGAAAAGCACAAAGAAAAAGGUGAAGAAGCUGACAUUGAAGAAAACAAAUGGGAUAAGUCACCUGGAUCUGGGAGUAUAAAAUCCAAAUCAUUGGAGGGUUCACUUAAAGAACUUAAGGAAAAGUCACAAAAUGAUAGUGACAAAGAGCAAAGAGAUUUGGAGAGAAGAUUUCGAGAAAAAGAACCUGAAAGACAAAGGUAUCGAUUGGAUGAUGGCAGAAAGCAUAGAGCUCACUAUGAGUUUGACAAGUUUGUGAGAAGGAAUGAAGAAGAGCUGAAAUGGGGGAAAGGAUACAACCAAGACAGAGGAAAGAAAGGGAACUACAACUACAGCUUCACUGUGGAGGCAGUAGACAAACUGGGUAAAGAGGACAAGUGUGAUGACAUGGCAUCCAAAAAGGAGCGCAUAAGAAAUAAGGAUCGGCCGGCCAUGCAGUUAUACCAGCCAGGAGCUCGCAUUCGAACACAUACGGGAUCUACAAGUAAAACCUAUGACUGCAGUGGGAAAUCCUUUGAAGAUGCUCUUGAUAAAAAGUAUGAGGCAGAUAAUUCAGCUGGAGGUGGUUCUGAGAAGAGCGAAGAAGCAGAAUAAAAGAAAUUGGAGGAAGGACUUGUGAAAAGGGGUGAACUUAAGAUUCAGUGUCAUCACAAAAAAUCCAUAGGGCUGUUUCAGAACUCCACAGGCGAUUGCACCAACGAAAUUAUAAUAGGUCUGCCUCUUACUUUCUAUAAAAUAAAGGGGAGAGUGAUAUAAAGUAUCUUACAGCAAAGGAAUAUAGUUGCUUUUUUACAAAAAGCAGAGCAAACACUAUUUGCCUAGUUUAAAAGCAGUUCAAUAUUUUAUUAGAUUUACCUUGAAAUAGAAAACCUCUGAUAGUUUUAAAGGAGUAUUUAUAUAAGACUUUUCAGAAGCUGUUUCAUCUUUUCAAGUCUAAAGAAAUGAACCGUAGAUUUGCAUCAGUUUGAAAUCUGAGGCACUUUAAAUGUUUGGUGCAUGACCAGAGGGUCACAGGACCCCUUCCUGCAAAUGGCAGCGGCAGGGAGUUGCAGUCGGACUCGGUGGGACGGGCCCCGGGAGGAAGCUCUGGAGCCAGUAGUGUUUGCAGGAGGAGGCCCACAGUUUGCACAUUUGUGAGAAAUGUCCGUUGGUAUCUGUACCUCAUUGUGUUUACAUUGUUUUUCAAUUAACUAUAAUGUCAGAUAAGUGUUAGUAAAGCUCCGAGUAUGUUGUUAGAGAGUUCGCCAUUUUCUAAGCCACUUUUGCCUUUUAUGUUUUAAUAGAUUCCUGGGCUUAAAACAGAAGAAAGCUAACGCAAACCUCAGCACUUAAACAAUAUAUCCAGUUUUAAUAAAUUAGCUGGUUUUUAUGGUUUUGACACUGACUUUUUAAAAAAAAAAAAGUGGUUGUACAGUGAUGACUUUUUAUAUGCUAAUGUUUCAUAUAAGUUGCAGUUGCAGGAUUUGGAAAAUGUAUGAUACAUAAACGUUCUGCAGUUCUAUUUGUUAAAAAAAUAAACACACAUGAAUGUCAAUUACCAUUUUGUAAGAUCUAGGCCAAAUUCUGCCCUCUUAUGCAGGCACAUAUAUAUAUGUGUGUGUGUGUGUGUAUGUAUAUGUAUAUAUUUCUUCCACUGGUUUCAGUGAUGGCCACGUGUUUACACAAGGGCAGGACAUGUUCAUUUGUCUUUCAUGGCUGAAAAUUUCUCAGUUACCUGAAACUGAGACUUGCUUUGUCACUGAAGUUAAAUAGUAAGACAUUAAUUUAUUUUUACAUUUUCUUUGAACGUUUUAUUAUUAAGCAUAACAUCUAAUUGUUCUAGACUGAAAAAUUAUUUCUUGUAUUUUCCCAGAUACUAAGCAUUAAAUAGUAUAAAAGCAAAAAGAUUUUGACUAUGAUUUUGAGAUGUAAUCUUCUGCAAUUUUUUCAUCUAUUACUCUAGGAAAAUUAAGUAAGAUGCUAUGCUACUUUGUAUUCUUCAGAAGCAGAUAAAAAUACAGUUGAGAACAAUUUUAAUAUCAAGCUAUGUCAGUGAGCUGCCAGCUAAAAUUACUUUAAGCUUAAAUAAAACUGCUGUUUGAGAAUCAUUUGGGUUUAGCUCCAUCUAAAGUUUAACUUGUUUGCCAAGUUUAUCCUGACUGCAGAGAAGGGAUUUUGUCUCGGCGUCCCGGCUGAGUCAGGUAGCGUUAGCAUGGGGCAGGCUUUGCCCUCAGUGAAAGAGCCCGGCUUGGUCUGAGGAGAAGGAGACUUGCCAGGAAAUUCUCCUGCAGUAGAGUUGGACAGGGCUGAGAUCUUCACCAGAUGAGGGUCUGCUCAAAAGCAAGUAUUUCCCACCUGUGUGGAUGCCCAGGGGAGGCUGGAGGAGGGGUCUCACCUGCAGUAAGGACCCCCAGGACCCAGGAAAGCCACGAUUUUGCACAUGCUCACAAACUCGAGCUUGAUACCUUUUGGCCAAUGUGGCCUUCAGGCUACUCCCCCACCUUCACCCAAGUGCCUAGAUUAUGGGUACCUCUUCAUAGCAUUAUAGGUAAUUAAUCACAGUUUAUUUAGCAGUAAUUUUCCAUUUGGGGCUUAUUUUCCAUAUCUUUUAGUUACCAGAGAUUGGAUGUCAAACCUUGACUCGGUAAGAACUGUCAAGGCUUAAGCAUCCAUAUCCGUCAGGUCAAGCUGCCAUGCCCUCGCUGACCGGGAUUCCUGCAGCCUCUUCACUUGUUUUUGCUUCCUUGUGAAUGCAGCUCCCUGCACAGGGUGGGCAGACAGCCUGCCUUUGACUUCGGUAUUCACAUGGAAGGAAUAUGCAAGACAUUCAGAUUUGGACGUGGAGAGAGUGCUCAUCGGUGUCUGCACCGCAGCUGCAACUCGAGGAGCCCCCACUGCCUGAUGGCUCAGCUGCGUUGCUCGAGGAAGUCUUGGGACAACCGCUGUUCUUCAGCAGCUAACAGGCAUCUAUUUCUCCUCCAUCUAAGGGGGCCAGCGGAAGGUACUGGCCACCAGCAGCAGGACGGGAGCAUUUCUGUAGCCUGCAAAUAAAUGCAGGCUUGCAGCCUGUCUUUGUGCAAACUCAGCGUGGCGUGAGAGCUUUAUUGCCACAGUAGUAACUUUGUUUUGCAAAUUCAGCUUUGCUGAAAGUAGAUAUAGCAUCCCUGCGGAAAGGGAAUUGUGUCUGGUUACAUCGCAGCUGACUUAGGUGCCAUCUGCUUUCUUGCUUUUAAAAUGAAUUUAAUA